Aspergillus affinis is the source of this 1806-nucleotide messenger RNA. Its product is annotated as Zn(II)2Cys6 transcription factor. Gene Ontology annotation, molecular function: zinc ion binding; DNA-binding transcription factor activity, RNA polymerase II-specific. The transcript is spliced from 2 exons. Gene Ontology annotation, biological process: regulation of DNA-templated transcription. The coding region runs from base 1 to 1806 and encodes 601 amino acids. The record is from RefSeq and is a predicted model, not a curated record. NCBI's taxonomy places the organism in Eukaryota, Fungi, Ascomycota, Eurotiomycetes, Eurotiales, Aspergillaceae.
AUGGGCGAGCCAUCUAAAUCAACUCAAUCCUCCGGUUCUCGGAGGCCCGGGAGAUACGUUAAGUCCGGAUGUCGUACCUGCAAAGUCCGCCAUGUCAAAUGCGAUGAAGAGAAACCCGCAUGUCGGAAAUGCACAAAUUCCGGCAGAGUCUGCGAUGGCUAUGGAAUCUUGUAUAGCGGGACCAAAGGAACCCCAGGCAAUGCCGGACCGCUCGGUCUGGAGCGGGCGGGUACGACGCCUCGAUAUUUACUCAUUAGUCGGAACCCUGGCCCCCUCCCUGGGGUUGCGCAGGAAGAGCGGUCGUCUCUGGACUACUUCCGUCAUGCGCCGGCGUUGAAAUUGACCGGAUUAUUCAAAUCGGAGUUCUGGGAUUCUCUGGUCUUGCAGACCUGCUUCGCCGAGCCGAGUGUCUUGCAUGCUAUCGUCGCUCUGUCAGCCGCGCAUCGAUCCCGCUUCUCCCCUUGGGAAAAUGAAAUGGCGAUCAGCUCCAAGUCUUAUGACUCGUUUUCGUUGACACAGUACAAUAAGGCGAUCAAAAGUCUGACUGAACACGUGACUGUUACGAACGUUGAGUCGAUUCGAACUGCCGUCAUAUCCAGUAUCGUGUUUGUCUGUCUUGAAAUGCUGCGAGGGGGCUACAACUCCAUGAAUAUGCAUUUUCAACACGGCAUCAACCUCCUCAAUCUCCUACAAUCUCAUAGUCAAAGCUCGAGACCGAUGCGGCAUAUAUUCGUUCAGCAGAUCCCUCAAUCAAUUGAUGAACAUUUGAUCAACGCAUAUUCUCGUUUGAACCUACAGUUCAUGACGCUAGGCUUGGGACUCUUCGAGGAUGAUGCGCUGUUCACGUCUACCUUUAUCUAUGGGCACCAACAGAUCUCUAUUCCGCAUGUCUUUUCAAUAGUUCACGAAGCAAGCCGGUCCUUCCAUUUGAUUCUUAAUAGCGUUACUCGGCUGGUCUUAAAGUGUGCUACAGAUCAGAUAAGCAGCGAUGUCUACCCUCCGCCGACGUCUCCGACUCUGCUCAAGCGACAAGAAUCCCUUCAACUCUCACUCGAUGACUGGAUCGCCGCAUUUAACAGUUCUAUACCGCUACUAACAUCGCAGACGAACCAGCAUGGGGAGCUUGGCCUCCGCGUGCUCCGAAUUCACUGGACCAUGGCCACGAUACUGGUGUCGACGUGUUUUGCGAAUAAGCAAACAGCGUUCGAUGCCCAUACUUCGGCCUUCGAAUCCAUUAUCAACCAGGUUGAGGAACUAGGUGCCAUGGUUGCCAAUACACCUCGAUAUAUCACCGCAACAAAGGAGAAUGGCUACGUCUCGAGCUUUUGCCGGAUAGGCGCCAGUUUCAGCAUCGAUCUCGGUUGUUACCCUCCGCUGUACUAUACGGCCUUGAAGUGCCGCGUUCCUCACAUUCGUCGACGCGCCAUCUCCAUUCUUCAGCAGUGCAGGCAUACCGAAGGUGUAUGGACAGGUCCAUUGCUGGCACGUCUUGCUACUUGUGUCGUGGAUGCUGAGGAACGGGAUUUCUCGGCUGCCUUAUAUUCUCAGGAUAGUGAUGGAGAGGAACGCAAAGUCAAUGAGGCUAGGCCGUCAUUCACCCUCCCUGAAUAUUCUAGAUUCUAUUGUAUCCGCUGCCUGCUGCCAAAAGAGAGUCGUGGUUGGACAUUUCCGUACGAUUCAAAUGGCAUGGAUGCAAAACCCAACAAACGGACAGUAGGCACACUGAUCUGUCAUCGCUUUCGUCAUGAGUUGGGCAAUAGCGGGGGAUGGGAAGUCGAGUCGUAUGAUAUUGACUUUAACGUGUGA